Myotis brandtii (Brandt's bat) is the source of this 1064-nucleotide messenger RNA. Its product is annotated as keratin-associated protein 10-2-like. The record is from RefSeq and is a predicted model, not a curated record. The transcript has 5 exons. The coding region runs from base 377 to 796 and encodes 139 amino acids. NCBI's taxonomy places the organism in Eukaryota, Metazoa, Chordata, Mammalia, Chiroptera, Vespertilionidae.
GCCGGGUAGAUGGCGGUUCCAUCCCGGGUCAGGGCACCUGCAAGAACCAACCAAUAAAUGGGCAUGAAUAGAUGAAACAACAAAUCUCUAAUCUCUCUCUCCUCUCUCUCUCUCUCUCUCUCAUCAAUUAAGAAAAAAAAAAAGAGCUACUAGCCUCAGAAAAUCAGCGAAAUCAGCGGCAGAAGCGAAGCGGGGAGAAGAAAUUUUGGGUCUCGGCAGCCGCCGUAGAAGCAGCGCGCGGUUUCCAUGGCAACAGUAGGAAGCCCGGGAGGUUUGCGGGCUGUGCAGCCCCCGCGGCCCUUUGUGCCCAACGCGGCGCGGAAUCCGUGAACGGUCCGCGGCUCUGCAGCUCCUGCCUGGCGCGCUGUCCUGCCCCAUGGACGCCUCCUCUAGCCCUUGGAAUCCCACCCCGGCUCCCGUCAGCAGUCCUUCCCUGCUGCUCCCCAUCCCCGCCAUCGUCUUCAUCGCUGUGGGCAUCUAUUUGUUGCUGCUAGGCCUAGUGCUGCUGACGAGGCACUGCCUGCUGGCCCAAGGCUGCUGCACCGAUUGCAGCUCCCCCUGCAGGAAGCAAGGCGCCUCCAGGCCCCAGGACUGUUGCUGGACCUGUGCAGAAGCCUGCGACUUCCCUCUGCCCAGCCCAGCUCACUACCUGGAUGCCUGCUGCCCCCAGCCCACUGAAGCUGGCUGGGCCCCUCGCUGCCCUCGUUGCUGCCCACUCUGCGACUGUGCCUGUGCGUGCCAACUGCCUGACUGCCAGAGCCUCAACUGCCUCUGCUUCGAGAUCAAGCUCCGAUGAGGACCCCAGUCCCUGCCCUUGGGGGAGUGGUCAGCCCCCAGGGCCCACAUGCCCUCUUCCCUGAGGGGCCUCAGGCCACUGGAACCACGGAUGGGCUGCCUGGCUCACUGGCCUGGGAACCAGCAGUGGAGAACUUGGCUCUUAACAGAGCAAGACCUGGGGAGCCAUUGGCCGGCUAGACUGCAGUUCCUGCACAGGGACAACCAAAGAGGAGCCCCGCAGGUGCCCGGCCCUCCUCUUCCCCUCCCCAGUAAACGCAUGCUAACCA